This is a messenger RNA of Gossypium raimondii (Peruvian cotton), 1709 nucleotides long. RefSeq names its product transcription factor bHLH48. The record is from RefSeq and is a predicted model, not a curated record. Gene Ontology annotation, biological process: regulation of DNA-templated transcription. Gene Ontology annotation, molecular function: DNA-binding transcription factor activity; protein dimerization activity. Gene Ontology annotation, cellular component: nucleus. NCBI's taxonomy places the organism in Eukaryota, Viridiplantae, Streptophyta, Magnoliopsida, Malvales, Malvaceae.
AAACAAAUUUAUUUAUUUGAAAAAAAAAAUCCCUGUUUAUUAUUAAACCAGACAAACCCAGCUACGUUGCUUUCUUUCUACUUCAAAUGGCUGUGAAAUUAAUAUCUCUCAAUAACAAUUAACAAGUUUUCUAUUAGCUUGAGCUGACCGCCAUUGAAGAACUAAAUCAAAGCUUGUAAAAAAAAUAUUUGAAGUUGUUAAGAGUUGAAAUUGGGGUGAAUUAAAGGUGUGGGUGUUUUUUAUUUUAAAAGAAUUGAAUUGGGUUUUUUUCAGAAUUUGGAUUUUGGGUUUGUUCUUCGUUUUUCUGCUAUGGAGUCAAACGCGGGGACAUUGGAGACCAGAUCUAAUAAAACGGCGUUGGAAAGGGAGGAAGUAGCGGCACUUGAAUCGCUACAAUUUACCGACGAAAUCCACUGUUUGAUGUCGGCUCCGGCGACCGACAAUGCCAGUUCCUUCACGGCUUUGCUUGAACUCCCUGCUCCCCAAGCUGUUCAGCUUAUUCACUCUCCGGAUUCGGCUAAGCUCAUUGCCGCUCCAGCUCCGAACGUUGAAGAUUUCAAAGGCGGGUUUCAUUUCCCUUCUAAUGGUGGGCUAAUUGAACGAGCAGCCAGGUUCUCCGUGUUCGCCGGCGAAGGUAAUAACAAGAGCGACUCGCCUGAAGCGACGUCGAACAUUUCAAGUGCAAAUCUCCAGAAGGCAGUCAAGAGUGAACCGGCUGAGACCGACUCGUCUCAGCCGUUAAUUUCCGAUCCAACGGUGGAGAACCGGGGUAUCAAGAGAAAAGACCGAGAAAAGGUGAAAGGGCAGACGAAGAAAAGCAAAACAACGGUGAAAGAGAGCUCCGACGACACCGAGAAGCUGCCUUACGUUCACGUUAGAGCUCGCCGGGGACAAGCAACGGAUAGCCAUAGCUUAGCUGAGAGAGCAAGGAGAGAGAAGAUUAAUGCACGUAUGAAGCUCCUACAGGAGUUGGUACCAGGAUGCAAUAAGAUUUCGGGCACAGCGUUAGUUUUGGAUGAAAUCAUCAACCAUGUGCAGUCCCUACAACGUCAAGUGGAGUUCUUAUCAAUGAGACUCGCUGCAGUGAACCCAAGAGUUGAUUUCAACUUUGAUAGUGUAUUCACGGCAGAAAGUGGAUUUUUUAUGGACAGUAACUUUUCUGGCAUGGUUAUGCCUAUGAUGUGGCCCGAGAUUCAACUUCAGCAACCUGUUUGGGGGAGAGAAGAAGUCUGCAAUAAUUACUUAACUCCGGAGAACUUGCUUUUAAGCUAUGAUUCCUCUGCAAACUCAGUGUCGUUGCACUCAAAUCAAUUGAAAAUGGAGCUAUGAAGUCCGAAAGAAGCUCAAAAUGGUUAGAUUUAUCCAAAAAAAAAAAAAAAAGUUCUAAUGAUAGCUAGUAUUGUAUAUAUAUUAUAUAUAUAUAUCAGAAAUUAGCAGGGAAGUAGAGGAGAGGCCUCACCAUAUAUAUAUAUAUCUUUUGGUUUCCAUGUGUUCUAUUUAGCCGACUUCAGAUGGAAACCUUCGAUUUCUAAGGACUGGAGACAUGAAAUCUCAGUAUGCUGUCAUUAUAUAUAUAUAUGUUAUAUACUAACUCGGAGUCAUUCAAUCAAAAUACUCGGUUUGAGGUUGAUUGAUUCAUAUUGUAAAAUCAUAGAACAAACUAUGAUGAUUCAAACUAUUAUAUGAAGUCUUGGCUUCUUUUGUUUCUA